This is a messenger RNA of Anopheles funestus (African malaria mosquito), 3385 nucleotides long. RefSeq names its product putative mediator of RNA polymerase II transcription subunit 26. Bases 820 to 2832 code for a protein of 670 amino acids. NCBI's taxonomy places the organism in Eukaryota, Metazoa, Arthropoda, Insecta, Diptera, Culicidae. The transcript has 4 exons. The record is from RefSeq and is a predicted model, not a curated record.
CUUUUAUCCGAAUUUUUCCUCUAUCUCUAGCUACUGUUUAUAGCUUUACACUCGUUCAACCAUAGUGACAUUCUUCCUGCCUUGCCGUAACUCAAAUUGACACCCGUUUCGUCGCCACUGCUCGAUGCAUCGCAACUCAACCAUAAACCAACCCACCAUCCACUUAUAGACGACUUUUCCUUUCGCUCGGCCCAAUAGUCGGUGACUUCGGUGUGCCAAAAAGGUACUUCGCAUGGUUCGGCGGCAGCACCCAACCGAAGUCAUCCGGAACCUGGACGACGAAGCCGAUUCCGAACGUUCCGAAUCUCCCACCACGAUACGCCAUCAUCACGACUUCGGCCGUUACGUUUGCCAAUGUCGGUGGUUGGGUGUUUUGUUUCGGUUUUUAUAAAUGCCUAGUGCAGAUGCAAUAUUUGCCUAAUCUGUGCAUCGGUUCGAACCAGCACGGAUCCAAAGCAGUAGCGGUGUGAAACGGCUCCAGGCAACAAAAAAAACGGUAAAGAGUGGAGCGAGUGUUCAGUGCGUCGUGAAUUCAGUGAUCGCUGUUGUCGGAGAGUUUAGAGCACCGAGUCCAUUCAAACCGUGUCCAACCGUCGAGUUGGACUGACGCAUUUGGAGGCGUUCACGUUCCCGGAUCAGUGAAGAAACAGUGUGGAUUAAAGUGUUUUUUGUAGUUGCAAGUUUGUGUACGAUCCCGACUAGUGAACACUGUCCUCGGUUGAAGACGAUCGCGAUCACCCCAAAAAUCGCGACCAGUCCUUUUGAAGAACGUGAACACUUGGAGAAAAAAGGCCGCCAGAACAAAAAGGGAUUUGCAACAUGUGGUCCAAAAUAUUCCUAGCAACAUUCCUGCUAGGGUUGACGUUGGCAGAGAAAAAGAACGUUACCGAACAGUCGGUGGAAACACCAACCGCUGCAAAGGAAAAGCGUCAGACGGAGCAUGAAACGCGUUCGGUACCGUUGUCACUAAUUGCUGGCCGUCGCCAGCAUGCACUACAUCACCAGCAGCAGCAGCAGCAGCAGGAGUACUAUCAGAGCGAGGAAGGUUCGUUCUAUGCCGCUCAACCGAGCGCUGGUCAACCGUCGAUCGCUUACAAAUCGUCCGGUGCCGCACACAAAACGGCCAACUCGCAGGAACAGCCACCAUACCAGGAGCUUCCUCCCGAGUAUAUCAGUCUGUUGCAUCAACUGGCCGAACAUCAGCCAAAGGCAUCGGCAUUGAAGCAAGGCAAGGCCGUCAACCAGCAAUAUGAGCCCCAGAGUCACGCUCAGCACACGAAGCCUAACCAGGUACAGUACAUUACCGAGGAGGAGUAUGCCCAGCUGUUAAAGCAGGCCCAACAGCAAGGUCCCGCUGCAGCUCAUCAUCAACAUCACCCUCAUCAGCACCAGCAACCACCGCAGGGCCUUCAGGCGUACGGAAGACCGUCCGCUCACGGUGCCCCUACAGCGGCACACAAGUAUCGCCCCUCAAUUCAGCUGCUAGAAACGGCCGAAGAGCAACAGGGAUCGUACGGCCAGCAGGAUAGUGAGCAGUACCGUAUCCAGUACAAGAGCAUCCAACAGGCCGGCACAGUGACACCCGUCCCGAAGCCAGUUAGCUCUUUUUCCUUCGAAAACGAACUCGCUAAAUUGGUGGAGUCGAACCGUCCGCUAGCGUACCAUCAAGUGCCACAUCAUCCCGGACGUCAGCACGACAGUCAACACGAUGCCCAGCGGUACAGUCCGACACCAAGUCCCCAAUCGCAUGAGUACACCUAUGUCCCGGCCGGUCCCACGCACGGUCGUGAACAUGGUGCACCACAGCCGCCAAAGCAAUCGAUCAAAGCACAGUACAUUGCACCAUUCGCCCAGGGUUUGCAGCUGUCUGGUCCGAAGAUAAGCCCCGCACAUCUGCAGGUUGGACCGCAAAAGUUCGUCGACAGUGCAUCACCUGCCCAGAAGUAUCAGUUCAUUGCCCAACCAGAGUCGGCGAAGGCACACCAUCAUCUUCAGCAGCAGCAACAGCAACAGCAGCAUCAUCACCAUCAUCAUCAGGCACCGGCUCACCAAGGCCAGCAGUACUUUGCCGAGGUAUCGCCGAAACAGCAGGCAGGAACACCUUCGCCCAAAAUUCAGUACUAUAUCCCGAAGGAGAAGAACGUGCAGAUCUAUUACCAGCAGGCGCAACAGCAACAGCAGCAUCAACUACAACAACAGCAGCAGGCGAUCGAGCAACAUUCGCCACAGCAUCCAAUGAAGAUCGUCGAAGCACCUCAGCUACAAAACGAAAAACCCCAGAAAACUGUACAAUCACUCCACCGUCCGAAGCCGGCGGAACAGCAGCAAGUACACCAGCAUCGUUAUGCACCUCGUGAAAAGCAGCCCGAAUCGAACGAUCCUCAUGCACCAUCUCGUUCGGCCAUUUUCGUUUCGCAAGCCACCGGUGUUAAUCAGGCAACGGCGGCAGCCACUCCUGCUCCAUCGGCCCACGCUCACAAGAUUCCACCGAAAAUUGAUCGGCCUCUGACGCAGGAAGAAUUCCAAGCACUAGUAGAUGCUGGAUAUUCUGUAGUGCCUGUCCCGGUGCCCGUUCCCGUGCCAAUCUCUCAAUAUCAACAACAGGCAGCACAUCAUGCCGCCCAUGGUGGAGCACCACAUCCGGGACCACGAGGUGGACCACAUCCGACACCGGCCGCCGUUGCCCGACAGGCUGCGCAAGCAUCUCGCUAUCAUCUUCACCAGCUAGCGACGGCAGAAAACAACCAGAAUCAGGUUGUCACGUACCUACGCCCAUUACAUCUGGAUCCUUUCUCGGCUGGUGUUCGAGGACCGCAUAAAGCUGCUCCCUGAACAAGCACAAACUGAGCAUUCGUAUUGUAACACUAGACGUUAGGACGGAACGGUCCACUGCUUGACCGUAAAGCCGAUGUUAGCCUACAAUGGCAAACGGUGCGUCAAGUGUACCUAACACGUUAAGACGAACGUACAGCCGAACGAUAGCGUAGCAGAACCAAAUAGUACUUAGCCUGGAUUAAUUUAUCGACAGUACAGUAGAUAUUUGCAAGAGAGUGGCCAAUGUGGCGCGAAGAUGUCAGUACCGGAGUGCAGCAGUAUUUUAUCAUUAUUUUAUGUCAUUUAGCGACACAAAAAAAUCACAUUCCAGACAUACUCAAGUGCAUUAGGGAGGUUGAUUUUGGCGCAAUAUCUAGGGGCGUUCCACAAGAAGCAAAAAUGUUCUUGUGCCACGACGAAACGUAAGGUUGGUCAGUUUUGAAGAGUAUCAGUUCGUUCAUUGCGCUAUAUGUUACUAGCAUACUGAUUCUCUGUAUGUAUGGAAUUUGUAAAAUAUUUUGUAUGUUUCAUGAAAUAAAUACAGACAAAUUUUUACUCAAAUAACUAUAAA